Cynara cardunculus var. scolymus (artichoke) is the source of this 909-nucleotide messenger RNA. RefSeq lists its product as uncharacterized. The transcript has 4 exons. The record is from RefSeq and is a predicted model, not a curated record. Bases 1 to 909 code for a protein of 302 amino acids. NCBI's taxonomy places the organism in Eukaryota, Viridiplantae, Streptophyta, Magnoliopsida, Asterales, Asteraceae.
AUGACUGGAGCUCAAUUUACGAAUGAGCUCGUUGAAGGUAGUGAUCGGCAAUGUAUUGACUUAUUGCGAAUGUCACGUGAAGCUUUCAUUCGAUUAUGUGAUUACUUUAAAGCAAAAGUGUUGGAUAAAAUGAUGGAGUUUGCAAAAGAGAUCAUAGUUCCUACAUCAUUCAAUCCUAAUCCAGACAUCCCUGAGAAUAAUAGAAGGUUACGACGAAUAUUUAAGGGAGCAAUUGGAGCCUUGGAUGKAACUUUAAUACAUGCUAUCGUCCCUAUUCAAGAGCAACAUUUAUAUAGAGGACGAGGAAAGGGUGAAUGUUAUCAAAAUGUCUUAGCAAUUUGUGAUUUCAACAUGGUUUUCACAUUUGUUGUUGCCGGAUGGGAAGGAAUUGCGCAUGAUUCUAGAAUUUUGUYUGAAGCUUUAACAGAUGGUGAUAUUGRAUUUCCAUUUCCUCCUUYAGAUAAAUAUUACCUAUGUGAUGCUGCGUAUACAAAUACUCGAGGAUWUAUGGCGCCGUAUCGUAAUGUUAGAUAUUGGCUCGGAGACUUUCGUCGUCGACGAGCAAUGAACAAGUAUGAAAAGUUUAAUCAUUCUCAUGCAAAACUUAGAAAUGUUAUUGAACGCUCUUAUGGCGUCCUGAAAGCACGUUUUCCAAUAUUGAAAAGAAUGGCAUCAUUUACACUUGAGGUUCAAAGAGACGUUGUUAUUGCAUGUUUUGCGGUUCAUAACUUCAUACGGAAGGAAGGUUUAAGUGAUGAGCUAUUUUCUGAGUAUGAUCAAAUCAGCGAACAAGAGAACGAUGGCGCAGAUGAGGCUGAAGAGAUUCAAUCGCAUGRGAGUGUCGCUGACCAAACAUAUAUGGCUAGUUUAAUAGAAGAAAUUGCGACACAAUUACAAAAUGAAUAUUGA